UGUUUAGAUUUUCAGCAUAUUUCUCAGCCGUUUCUUUUCUACGAAUUGAAAACUGACUUAGUUAUUUCGUUCUUACUGUGUUCCAGAGCACAGGGAUAGGAAUUUGAUUGUUGUGUGAUAAUUAUUACUCUAGCGAUAAGUGUAAAUAAUUUUCUUAUAAAGCUAUUGGAAUAGCGUAUCAGAAACAUAUUUGCUACUUGUUUAUUUAGAAGUUGGCAAAAGUGGACAUAAUGCUAGUCCUAGUUCUCGGAGAUAUGCACAUUCCGCACCGCUGCAGUAGUCUGCCGCCCAAGUUCAAGAAGCUGCUUCUACCAGGCAGGAUCCAACAUAUACUGUGCACAGGCAACCUCUGUACCAAAGAAUCAUAUGACUACUUGAAGACAUUAGCCAGUGAUGUACAUGUUGUUCGAGGAGAUUUUGAUGAGAAUUCAACAUACCCAGAACAAAAAGUCAUAACAGUAGGCCAAUUUCGUAUCGGACUUAUUCAUGGACAUCAAGUUGUGCCCUGGGGAGAUGAGGAAUCACUAGCUCUGGUCCAGAGGCAGCUGGACGUAGACAUCCUCAUAUCGGGACAUACACACCGUUUUGAAGCUUAUGAGCAUGAGAAUAAGUUCUACAUUAACCCUGGAUCUGCAACUGGCGCAUACAGUCCUUUGUAUAGAAAUCCAACCCCAUCAUUUGUGCUGAUGGACAUCCAGAGCUCUACGGUGGUCACAUAUGUGUACAAACUCCUUGGAGAUGAAGUCAAGGUUGAAAGGAUUGAAUACAAGAAGGCGUAACAUGGCAGGAUAAUAUAUAUAGGAGUACACGGAUAACACUACCAGUAACUGGUAUAAUUUUAUAAUUUUGGUGAUUUGAGUGUUCAAGGCACUGUUGGCAAUAAGGUUUUUCUUAAAAGUAUUUGUUUUUAAUUUAUGAUGCAUUUUAUUGUCUUAAGAAAUUUCGAUUGAUAUCAGUGUAAAAAAAGGUGAAUAACUGUAACAGAAAUAGUUUUACUGAGUUAAUUUUUUCCUCUUAUUCAUGUAAACAAUAAUGAAGAAGAUAAAUAUGUGUUAUUGUGUAUGCAGUGAUAACUCCAGUUCAAAUUGACAUUGAUUUAAGUGUGUUAGGCCGUUCUAGCUUUCAGGAAUGACAAAACCCACUUGAGCCAACAUAUGUUAGCGAUUCGAGAUUCAUAUUGUAUAUAUAAAUAUUCGUAAUAUUGUAUAUUAAGAACUGUUAAUUAUGUAGUAUAUAAGGCGUGCCAGUGCAGUGAUCAUGUAUAAAAAUAUUAGGGAAUAUUGAAACGGAAAUCUCACGACAGUCAGCUCCCAAUCUCAUCUUAGGAGAGAAAUGUUUGUACAACAGUAAGAGCGAUAGAUGCGUUUUGUUUACCAUUUUGGAAGCUGUGAAUGUAUGGUAAUAAAAUGAUUUCUAUUUAAACAAUAAUAAAAAAUUAUAUCAUGAGUAAUAUUCAUUUUUAACUAAAUCUCUAAACAAUAACAUAUAAUAGUUUAAAUACGAUUUUGUUCACAAAUAAGACCAACUAAUGAAUUCUCUAACACGAGUAAUUGAAGACUGUGAAUUUUUUUGUAAGCGAACCCGACACAACAUAUAGGAACCAAUAUGCAUAAAUGCGGUCUACAUGUUAAUAAUAAUUAAAUUUGAUAUAAAUUACUAUAGGGAAGCCGCGGUAUUGACUUAUGACCUCAUGUCUCAGAGUGAAAAGCGCGUUAAAGUUCCAUUACCUUCUUAUUUUUCUUCACCAUCUUCACUUAUAUCCACUUACUAACAGAUUGCUAGUUUAAUGUUUGCCGGACUAUAUUCAGAAACCUGAUUCCUAUCGGCUUCUCUUUAGAACCCUAUAGAGCGAUUUGCAUACUGCAUUUAUGCAUGUUAGUACUUUAUGUUGUGUGGGGUUUCUUUUCGGAAAAUUACAGCUUUCGCCAUUGCUCGGUGGUGUUUUGACCUAAAGCCACUUAUCAGGCGAGUGACUUGGUCUUAUAAGUUGUAACAAGGUUGCGUACGAGUGAACCGCCUGACGAGUGACAAACCAGUACAUUAAUUAUUUGAGUACUAUGUAUACACCAUCUUAUCAGGUAUAUAAAAUAUAAAUGUAUCUCCUUUUAUAUCUGAAUCUGCGAUGCAAUAAUAGUUAUUUUAUUGUAUUAUGUAAUUUUUACGUUAAUAAAAAUGUAUUGUCAAAA
Molecule: messenger RNA, 2186 nt
Organism: Manduca sexta (tobacco hornworm)
Lineage: Eukaryota; Metazoa; Arthropoda; Insecta; Lepidoptera; Sphingidae
Gene: Vps29
Product: vacuolar protein sorting-associated protein 29
Exons: 4
Coding region: 231-779 (182 amino acids)
Biological process (GO): retrograde transport, endosome to Golgi; intracellular protein transport
Cellular component (GO): endosome; retromer complex
Source: RefSeq, a predicted model, not a curated record